Molecule: messenger RNA, 4541 nt
Organism: Haliotis rufescens (red abalone)
Lineage: Eukaryota; Metazoa; Mollusca; Gastropoda; Lepetellida; Haliotidae
Product: calcium-activated chloride channel regulator 1-like
Exons: 12
Coding region: 163-3090 (975 amino acids)
Source: RefSeq, a predicted model, not a curated record
CUUUGAUCGUAUCGCCACUGAUAACUCUGCAGUCGGUGGACAGGUAAAUAUACAACUCACGACCUGGUCUUCACAAGCUUAAUCCAAAAAUCACGAAAACAACGCCAAAGGACCAAAGGCAACCUUGACACUGAGACAGAAUGUAAAAGUGGUUACAUUGUGAUGGAGCCGUGUAGACCAGUACUAACGAUAUACUUGCUGCUGGCGUACCUAAUCGCCAAGCAGACUCAAGCGAUAACCCGUCCAACAGCCAUAAAACUGGAGAACAAUGGAUAUACUAAGGUUUUGUUUGCUAUACACCAAGACGUCACAGAGAGUCAACCACUACUGGACAAUAUUAAGGACAUGAUAACGAAGUCAUCAGCCUUCAUGUACACGGCAACACAGAAACGCGCGUACUUCAAAGAGGUUACCAUCCUUGUUCCGUCGACAUGGACGGGAAGCUACAGCGACGCGACAUCCGAGGUAUACACAAACGCCGACGUUGUUGUCGAGAAGGCCGGCAGUCGGUACGGCAGCGAGCCCUACAGUCGGACGUACAGUGGGUGUGGCAGGGCGGGCAUCAGGGUGUACCUCACUGAGGCAUUCAUGACCAGCUCGUCAGCAGUCGGACAAUAUGGACCGAGAGAAAAGGUUCUCACCCACGAAUGGGCUCACUUCCGGUGGGGCGUGUUUGACGAGUACCCACAACUAGGAGAGCAGAAGUUUUACUUCUCUCCCUCGACUGGUAAGAUGGAGGCGGUGCGUUGCAACAUCGAGAUCUACGGACAAAUAUAUAUACGGUAUCCUAACGGGACACUCAUCUUCUGCCGCGACCUUGACCCUCAUACUGGGCGGUUCCCGGAUGAUUGCUCUUAUCGGCCGGAUGUUCGCAGAACUAAAAGUGUUUCUUCCAUUAUGGACAGAGUGUCCAUCCCUUCGAUCGUGGACUUCUGUGACGACGAUCAGAGUAACACAGCCAAGGUCCACAACAGGGAGGCCCCCAAUAAACACAACCGGAUGUGUGGUCAACGCAGCACGUGGGCGGUCAUCUCGGAGACGGAGGACUUCAAGGGGGGUAACAAUCCCCCAAGGGACGGGAUAGAUACCACGCCCACUAUCAAGAUUGUGAAAGCAACCACAAAGAGACGUGUGGCACUUGUGCUGGAUACAUCAGGGAGCAUGCUGAAUGAGGACAAGCUUACCCGAUUACGGCAGACGGCCUCCAAUUUCAUCAUGAACGGCGUUGACAGCGACGCUGACGUCGGAGUAGUCUCCUUCAGCAGCACAGCCCACGUCAUCAGCCCCAUGACGCCGAUACUAAACAGCUCCGCUAGAUACGACCUGAAACUCUCCCUCCCUCAGACUGCCGUGGGGGGUACCAGCAUCGGCAAGGGGGUCAGGACGGCGCUUGAGAUGCUGAGGGACAACGGCGAGAACGCCAGUGGGUCUGCAAUAGUGGUGUUGACAGACGGUGUUGAGACAGUGCCCCCCUUUCUAAAAGACGUCCUACCGGAAGUAAAGCAGGCGGGUGCCAUUGUCAGUAUCAUGGCCUUCAGCUCCGACCCGGAUGACAACUUCGCCAGCUCCGCAACAGACACCGGGGGCCUAUUCUACUAUGACAGCAACGAGGCAGGUUCUACUUCUCUCGGCGACGCCGUGUUCGACAUCUACACCACCUUCAGGCAUGACAGACAAGACAACGCGGUUCAGUUGCUGAGCCGGGCCGCGGGUCUGGUGAAAGGAGAUAACAUUUCUGGUGAGGUUAAUGUUGACGUUGACAUCGGCAGAGACACACAUUUCUUUAUGACGUACCUACAAAGUGAACCUGACGUCACCAUUACGUCACCAACAGGGAGGAUGUACAAGAAAGUAUAUCCCGAGUACUCGUGUGAUAACGAAUUCAAGACUAUCAAAGUAGCCAUCCCUGAAAUUGCAGAGAGUGGACGGUGGAAAUACUCGAUGACCAGCACGGAUUCCGACUAUCAGAAGGUGUCCAUCAUGGUGGUAUCCAGACCAGUUGACCCCAAGAGGGCCCCCAUCAGAGUCGAGACGUCCAUCAUGUCCAGCAACACCAACUGGCCAGCACAGGUUAUCCUGUACGCUGACGUGACCAAGUCUGUACACCCUGUUACUGGACUGAGGGUGCAGGCAGUUGUGGAUAGACCUUUUGCAAAGCCUUAUAUUGUACACCUUCUUGACAAUGGAGCAGGCGCUGAUAUCACCAAAGACGAUGGAGUUUAUUCUCGAUAUUUUACCAAGUUUUCCGGAAACGGUCGAUACAGUGUUCGGAUCGAAGUAAGCGGAAAGGGUACACUCAAAACAUACCAGCAUCCAUCCAACACAGAUGGCUUUCUGUUGGAGGAAAACUUGCACCCAGGGCCCAUUGUUCGGAGGUCAGUCUUCUUGUACCCCCUGUCCUCGCCUGUCAGUCGAGUAACAUCAGGGGGAGCAUUUGUGGUCAGCCACCCCAACCUAACCAAGUCAUUUAUGCCAUUCGACCCUGCAAUGCUCAAGCGUGAUGACCUUGCUCCGGUCAGGAUCACAGACCUCAAGGUCAUGAAGACGUCACACCAAGAGGGCACUGUGGUGUUGUCGUGGACGGCGCCGGGAGACGACAUCGACUACUAUACAGCCCAGCGUUACCAGAUCCGUAUUGCUCCAAACGCUGACGACAUGAUCAACAACCACCCCACCGUCAGUUUAGUCUCUCAAAAGGAUGUUCUGUUUGGAGAUCUUGGAAGUCCAAAGCCAGCUGGUUCCAGUGAAGUGUUUAAGCUGAAACUGAACGUGCCGCCACUGACUAACGCCAGCUUCGUGUUCUCCAUCAGAGCCAUUGAUGACGUCGGAAAUUGGGGAGAUAACUCUAAUUAUGCUACAACUGCUUUUGGGUUUGUACCUGACUACACAGACCCUGACUAUGUAGCUCCAGACAUGGAGAAAUCGAGUCCAACCGGGCCCUCUAGUAGCCAGAAACUGGUUAUUUCAGGCGUUGUUGGGUGUUUGGCAGUACUAUUGGCGUUGGUGAUAAUGGCGUCGCUGGUGCUGUUCAAGUGUGGACGAAAACCGAACUAUGCUGAUGAGAAAAAACUAAAAGGUGGAAUAGUAUAGAAUUCCUUAUGUUACCGGUAGAUCCGUCUUCUAUUGUGAAUGGACAACAUCUACUUUAGUGAACAAAACAAGUUAGAGAUCAUAACUAUUUUGGGGGAUAUUGUUUUGAUGUGAAGACAAUGUUUUUAUGUUUUUCAUAAAAACAACACCCUCAAAAUUAUUCAUGAUCUCAAAUCUUUAUUGAUGAAAUGUUUUCUUCAGUAUAUUAUUGCCGCAAUAAACCCAGGCUGUUAUCUUAAUUCAUAAAAAUGCGAUUGUUCAUAAAUCAUAUAACUUCACACGCACACGCACACGCACACGCACGCACAUACAUUGUCAAUUGCGGAAACACUUGGGCUAGGUCAGACCAGUCCGUAGGGCACUGGAGGUCGACAUGUUAUACUCCGGACUGCUCGCCUCAAUAUCUCCUCAGAAACAUGAUUCGGCUAGAAUGUGAAUGUGGAAUAAAAAAAAUUAACAGUAUAAUAAUCAUCUGAUCAAGACCCCGAACACAAAAAAUAUGUAUGUGUUGUAGUAAAGGAUCAUAACACAGCAUUGAUAUUGGUUACAUGUACUCCCGGUGUUGAAAGAAGCGUCGAGGUAGCCGAGAUGUCAAAGCGUUAGAUUGUCACGGGCAGGAUUCGCGACCUGGUCACCGGUUUGAAGCCCAUUCUAUUUGUGACUGCGAUAGCUACAAAGGUGGCUUAAAGUCUCACUCACUCUACGUUUAUUUCUGUGGCGGGCACUACCGGUAGAGUGGGAGAUGCUUACACCGUUCGUGAACACCAUUGGUUUUCAGUGAUCCAUUUAUGUCAUUGUCACUACUAUUUUGACACCUAAUGGAAUUUGUUGAUGCAGAUAAUCGAGACUGGUUCUUCCUGGCGUUGACGUUCUCUAUUUACAUGAUAUCACAUAUUCCGUACUGCAGGGGCAAACUGUAGAAGAUGUUUACAUGAUAUCACAUAUUCCGUACUGCAGGGGCAAACUGUAGAAGAUGUUUACAUGAUAUCACAUAUUCCGUACUGCAGGGGCAAACUGUAGAAGAUGUUUACAUGAUAUCACAUAUUCCGUACUGCAGGGGCAAACUGUAGAAGAUGUUUACAUGAUAUCACAUAUUCCGUACUGCAGGGGCAAACUGUAGAAGAUGUUUACAUGAUAUCACAUAUUCCGUACUGCAGGGGCAAACUGUAGAAGAUGUUUACAUGAUAUCACAUAUUCCGUACUGCAGGGGCAAACUGUAGCAGAUAUUUACAUGAUAUCACAUAUUCCGUACUGCAGGGGCAAACUGUAGAACAUAUUUACAGAGCUUGUUAUUGCUAUUUCAUGGUUACAAACUGUGAUGGUUAAUAUGUGCGCUUCGCGCCCGAGUGGGCGGUAUCCUAGCUAUAAUAUGACGGCCUGUUAGUAACACAUCAUGAACUGUUACAACGCUCGUUUAGAAAAAUAAACUAUUACCAUCUGUUAAUUAAUCA